Messenger RNA from Phlebotomus papatasi, 1534 nucleotides. It is a transcript of the gene BBS8, whose product is annotated as tetratricopeptide repeat protein 8. The record is from RefSeq and is a predicted model, not a curated record. Bases 1 to 1395 code for a protein of 464 amino acids. Lineage: Eukaryota; Metazoa; Arthropoda; Insecta; Diptera; Psychodidae. Gene Ontology annotation, cellular component: BBSome; non-motile cilium; ciliary basal body. Gene Ontology annotation, molecular function: protein binding. Gene Ontology annotation, biological process: non-motile cilium assembly. The transcript is spliced from 2 exons.
AUGGAUAUUUUCUUCGAGGCUGUUUCUCUCUAUCGGAAACGAAAAUAUGACGAAUGCAUUGAAGUCUGCAAUACACUGCUCAAAAAUGCCACAGACCAGCGUCUUCAGAGAGCCUGGGAGCUGAAGAUGCGGGCCAUGACGCAACGCGUCUAUCUGGAUGAUAUUGAAGCUGAUGAUGGGAUUGAAGCCGAUGAUUUGGAUACUUCAAGACUGGCCACAGCUCCUCGACCAGGGACAACUUUAAGGACAUCAUCAGGAUUAACAACAGGCGCUAUUCCUAAGACUGGAAAUCGUCCAACUACCUCAGCGGGGAGGCCACUGACAGGAAUGGCACGGCCUGGAACUAUGAAUCAAACGCGUCCGGGAUCUUCUAUGGUUAGUAGAACGGCUCCUCGCACAGGUUCUCGAUCUGGUACUGCUAGGAAUAUUCGUUUAGGAUCUGCUUCGGUUUUUACUCUUCAUGAUCCAGCUGGACCUCUAAUUGAUGUGACUCGGCUGAAUCCAGUUCUUUUUGCUGCCAAGAAAACUGUGGCACCGAUACUCUUCAGCUACCUCUACUACCAUGAAGGAGAUGUUCGAAAGGCACUGGAACUCUGCGAUGCUGCAACUAGUAAAAACAGUCAGGAUGACUGGUGGUGGAACAUGCAGAAGGGAAGGUGUUUGAUAACCUUGAGAAAUCCUAGAAAGGCUGAACAAUUCCUCCGAACAGCUUUGACGCAAUGUGCUCAUCCAGAUGUCGUCCUACUCCUGGCUAGGGUUUAUGUUAAAAUUGACCAGCCUCUUGCUGCCCUCGAAGUCUGUCGAGCUGCUCUUGAGAGACUUCCUGGUGAAGUGAGUCUUCUUAUUCAGCAAGCGCGUAUUCUGGAACUUGUAGGCAAUCUCCCAGCUUCGGUUCGGAUGUACCGGCUUGUUGCUCAGUUUGAUGCCACGAGUAGUGAAGCUCUUGCCUGUAUCGCAGUUCAUCAUUUCUACGGGAAUCAGCCAGAAAUGGCCCUAUUGCAUUACCGUAGGAUCCUUUCGAUGGGAGUGAAUAGUGCGGAGCUUCACUGCAACAUUGCACUGUGCUGCCUCUAUGGCGGGCAACUGGAUCUGGUAAUGCCAUGCUUUCAGAGAGCUUUCCGACUGGCCACAACCACGGAACAGCGGGCAGAUAUCUGGUACAAUUGCAGCUUUGCAGCACUCACGAGUGGUGACUUUAAUCUUGCACGGAGAUGCCUCAGAUUAUGUAUCAGCUGCGAUGGCUCACAUGGCGCCGCCCUCAAUAAUCUGGCAGUUUUGGCGGCGAAAGCCGGUCAACGGUCGAAGGCGAGAUCAUACCUAGCAGCUGCCAAGAGUGCUUUGCCCGAUAGCUCUGAGAUCCAAUACAAUCUCCAGCACAUCGAGAGCGCCAAAUAAAAUAUCACCAAUCAAGUCAAUAUAGAGGAAUGCUCAUUCAAUUAUUUGCAAAUGUUGGUAACAUCCAAGUUUUUCGUUUAAAGGUACACAGUAAAAAAUUAUUGGCUGCUUUACCAUGAUUUUUAUUGCAAAUUUUACA